AUCGACGUCGGCGGCGACACAAAACAUAAACAGCGCACAACCUGAAUCACCACAAGCAACCACGCACAAGUCCACCUGCCUGCGACACCUUUGAAAGCUAGUGGGUCACGUGUAAAGAUGUGCGUCGCGGAACGCCGCCGGCCAGAGAAAGAGGAACGCAGCAGCAAGACGCCGCAGCUCGCCGCCGCCAAAUGUACCAUCCGCCCCACCGCAAUGACGGCGUAACCACGUACCUGCAGACGUCGCUACCAGCGCCCCGAAGCUUUUUCGACCUGGUGAAGGGCGCGAGCAAGCUGAAGGGCGGCGGCGCGCAGGAGUACGACCUGCUGAUCGUCGACUACGAGACCGCGAUGGAGCAGCAAGCCGGCAGUUCGGACGCCGACGAAGACUCCGGCUGGAAUUGCAGUGUGCAUCCCAGCGUGUUCUUUCUACUGGGCACGCUGAUGUUAACCACCUGCGCUACCGGUAUGCUCUGUGCUGCGAUCAUGACCGACCACUGGGAGGAAGUGAGUUGGGACCGCGUCGCCCUUCAGACCCUGUCUAAUAGAUCGGUAAGAAUCGAAUGGUUGUUGGAUGGGAAGGUUGCAAGUGUCGCUACGAACAACGAACGCGCUUUUUUGGUGCCUAUUCAUGGCGGUAUUUGGACGUUAUGCUUCAGUCUUAAUGAAGAAGAGAUACAACUGCUUGGCGCACAUGGAUUUCCACCGCAAUCUUGUGUGAAUUAUCUGUCUGGUGAAAUGGACGGCAUGAAAGUCUGCGAGCUGAAAGCAGACUGGCAGCGCAGAAUGCAAAACCUGUCCAUUUCAUGUGCAUUGGUAUGCCUGAUUAUCCUUGGCACAGCAGCAUUGGUAGGCGCAUUUGGUGUGUGUCAACAUCAAAUAAGUGCGGUGCUAGUCACAGGGGUAAUGUACCUACUCGCUGCGUCGUUUGCGCUCUUUACUCUAUCGAUAAUCCAUUUCAAAAGAGUGUCUACACGUCCGCCGGCCCCGCGUGAUGAAGAAACAGAUGGCGGCGAUUGGUACCGGAUAGACGCCGAUUGUACCGUGGACGGCGUUGUUUGGCCGGUAGGCAGCCGCGGGUACCACUUUUCAGCGCACCUUCUCGCCGCUCGCGUCUUCGACACCUCUUGGUCGCUCGACCUAGGUUGGGGCGGCGUGAUGCUCUGCGUCAUUACGUCUGUGCUCUGGAUCCUGCUAUCGAAGAUCAUGCGCUUCAAUCCUAUCUCCAGCAUGAUCAACUACUGAGACAAUGCAUGCAUUAAGAAUGAUCAUCAACGUCUGCAACAUGCAUUACUGGUUGUAUAACUUCUCAGGCCGUCCGAAAACAGCCCAAGUAUAAAAUGAUUAUUGAAUAACGCUUGAGAUAGAUGUCAAUGUAACUACUCUAUUUAAACUAUAGCAGUAUUAAUGCUGCUCAAUGCAACAAGAGUUCAUGUUCAUCAGUUGGAAGGUACGCAGCGAACACCAACAAAAAAAAACAUAGCCUAGAUAUGCGGGCUUUACGCGCCGAUUUGCACAAACAUAACCUAACACUUUUCACGCGCCCGACGUGAGAAAGCAUAAAAUCAAAACCAGACCAUGGAGAACUAAAGAGAAAUAAUUUCUUAUCGAGUAUAUUUAACGCUAACGCAUUGGAUGAUUAUUGUUAGCGCAAUGUUGCCUUCGAUAACGAGCCUCAAAAUCUCUAUAUAUUAUCGAUGAAUAUAUUUCUGACGUAUUUUAAGAAGAUUUGCCGCAUAUUUAUUACUUAGAUGUGUACAAUCAGAACAAGUGUGCGAAUGCUUUCAGAGCGCAGUUUUGCUUUAGCUUAUUUAAUGCGACAGGCACAAAGUAACGACGAAACACUGACACAACACAAACAAUGGCCUUUUAGAUUGUAAAUAGCUCGAAUAUCAGUAAAAAUAAUAAAUCAGAUAGAAAUCAAA
Messenger RNA from Dalotia coriaria, 1924 nucleotides. RefSeq lists its product as uncharacterized. The coding region runs from base 192 to 1244 and encodes 350 amino acids. Gene Ontology annotation, cellular component: plasma membrane. The record is from RefSeq and is a predicted model, not a curated record. The transcript is spliced from 4 exons. Lineage: Eukaryota; Metazoa; Arthropoda; Insecta; Coleoptera; Staphylinidae.